AUGUCAGCCGCAAGGAGCCGCCAGAGUUUGCUCGCGGUGAACGAGAGGACGCAGAAGAGGAAGCUGUCCAACCGGGAGUCAGCGAGGCGGUCGCGGAUGAGGAAGCAGCAGCACCUGCUGGAGCUGACGAGCGACGAGACUCGGCUGAAGUUGGAGAACGGGCAGAUACUGGAGCGGGUGGAGAGGCUGGCGCAGGGCCACCAGUGGCUGGAGUCCGAGAACGCCGUGCUCAGGGCGGAGGUGGCGGAACUGGCCGAGUCGCUGCGGUCGCUCGAGUCGGUGCUCUGCUACGCGGAGGAGUUCGACGGGGUGGCGACGGACGCGGUUAAGCCCUCGGAUCAUCUUCUCCGUCGGUGGCCGCCGGCUUGCGUCAUGGCGUCAGCUUCGGACGCCAUGCUCUUCCUUGUCUGA
Musa acuminata AAA Group (dessert banana) is the source of this 411-nucleotide messenger RNA. RefSeq names its product ocs element-binding factor 1. Gene Ontology annotation, cellular component: nucleus. Lineage: Eukaryota; Viridiplantae; Streptophyta; Magnoliopsida; Zingiberales; Musaceae. Gene Ontology annotation, biological process: positive regulation of DNA-templated transcription. The record is from RefSeq and is a predicted model, not a curated record. Bases 1 to 411 code for a protein of 136 amino acids. Gene Ontology annotation, molecular function: transcription cis-regulatory region binding; DNA-binding transcription factor activity. The transcript has a single exon.